GCAAGACCUGUAACAGACAGUCUGUUCUAUGACUUGGAUAAGUAAGGAUGUCAAUUGCGCUCUUCCGAUUCAAAUAUUAUUGCUACAGUAUCUAUUGACUUUUCGAUUCAAUUAUUCAUAAUCUAAUUCUGAAAUCUCACAAAUUGCUGUAAAUUUGGAUAAUUCACCAAUAAACUUUAAAAGUUUUCAGGGUUAGGAAAGUACAUAAAAUUGUGGUUUUUAAAACUAAGAUUUAGCAGCUUUAAAAUAAAAUGAUGACCAUGAAGAACAUAUUGCGUAUUGCACUUUUGAUGCUUGCUAUAGGCAUCGAGAUUAACCAGGCAAAAAAAUGUAAAAUUCCAGAGAACAAUGAAGAUAUCGACUGGGAUAAGGUAAAGAAUGACUGGUAUAUGGUGCUACACACCAACGAUGAGAUCAUGAAAGAAGAUGUUAUAGGUGUAAGAUUACAGAAUAUCUCCAAUACAAAUGAAGGAAUGCGAAUGGUGAUUACUGAUUUACAUGAGAAUUCUCCUCCCCAAACCUUUACAAGUCAUAAGACCAAACGAAGAGACGGCGUUUAUUAUGGGGAAAAGAGCGAAGAGCCAGCUUCUUUGGCUUCUCACACUCUAACACCAGAUGGAGGAACAAAUGAUAAAGCGAAAAAAAUAGAUGAUGCCUUAUUCAAUGGUGAUAUUCUGGCUUUAUGUGACGAAAAGAAUUUUUUGCUCAAUGCAUUCUGCAGUCUUUCAGAUGAAUGGGUUGUCUGGGUGGCAUUUCCAACCCUGAAUCCAACUAUUCAUCAAAUUAGUUUAAUGUGGAACAAGCUCAUUGAGAAAGGAAUCGUUGUAUAACUUUAUCCUUCUAAAACGGUUGCACAUCCAGAGUUGAUGGAAAGUUUGAAGUGACAAGAUCAUUCAAUACUGAGUUAUAACGAUGAACACAGAUCUAUUUAAUAAGAAUUAUAAUACUGCAGUAUACUAUUUAGUACAACUAUUAUAUUCUAGAAAAAAUAAAGACAGUAAGAAAACUACUGGAGUACUUUUAUAUAG
Styela clava is the source of this 1028-nucleotide messenger RNA. NCBI's taxonomy places the organism in Eukaryota, Metazoa, Chordata, Ascidiacea, Stolidobranchia, Styelidae. The record is from RefSeq and is a predicted model, not a curated record.